CUCCACGGGCUACACGUCCGUUAGCUAAAUUUGUCCGACUCCAUGUUAGCAGCAACACGGAGAGCAGCGUGCUUGUUACUGCAAGCCAAAGAUUUGAUAGAAAGCAGAGCUUUAACGGGAAUACGAAGACAUACAAGAACGUCACAGAGAAGCAUGUCAGGUGCUUUAAUCCAGAGGAUAAAGGAGCUGGAAAAUGAGCUGGAGACGCUCAGGUCCCAGCUGGAGGAAAACACUGAAGCUGGAGAAGACAUGGGAGGUAAGUCCUGUUCACCUCCCAGUGAUGAGAACACCAGGAGCAGCAAGAAGAAGUCAGGCAAAGAGCGCCCCUUUGACUUCGGCUCACAUCCCCGGCGCCAUGUGGCUCUGAAGCUGGCUUACCUUGGCUGGGCCUACCAGGGCUUUGCUGUUCAGGAGAACACAGACAACACGGUGGAGGCCAGGAUGUUCGAAGCGUUGCUGAAGACACGGCUGAUUCAGGAGCGACAGAGCUCCAACUAUCACCGCUGUGGUCGAACUGAUAAAGGAGUCAGUGCUUUCUCUCAAGUUAUAACCAUUGACCUGCGCUCCUCCCAGUUUUGUGGAGGUCCUGGCGUCAGUCUCCCUGAACACCUUGAUCCCAGCGCCAAGGCGAAAGCGUCCACCUCUGAGCUUCCUUACGUCAAAAUGCUGAACAGGGUCUUGCCGCAGGACAUUCGAAUCUUGGACUGGGCUCCCGCAGAGCAAGGCUUCAGUGCGCGCUUCGACUGCCAGUCCCGCACGUACCGCUACUACUUCCCCCGGGGUUCCCUGGAUGUGGAGCUGAUGGCGAACGCUGCCAAAAGGUACGAGGGGACUCAUGACUUUCGCAACUUGUGCAAAAUGGACGUGGGGAACGGGGUCCUGCAGUUUGAGAGGACCAUUCUGUCGGCCUCGAUCGAGCCUGUGCGACCCCAGCAGGUUUCCAGCACGGAGCAGUACGAUCUGUUUGUUUUCGAGAUCAAAGGGUUGGCCUUCCUUUACCACCAGGUACGUUGUAUGAUGGCGGUGCUUCUUUUGAUAGGACAGAAGCUGGAAGCUCCAGAGAUAAUCAAUGAACUCCUGGAUGUUAAGAAUAACCCCAGAAAGCCUCAGUACAGCAUGGCGGUGGACUACCCUCUGGUGCUGUACGACUGCCACUUUGAAGGCUUGAACUGGCAGCAGGAGACGGAAGAAGUCAACCACGUCCUGUCGUCGCUGCAGCGGCACUGGACGCAGAGCGCCGUCAAGGCCCACGUUCUGCUGGGGAUGAUCCGGGGUUUGGAGGAGAGGGGUGGUGUUUCUUCCAACCAUUGCUGGCUGGUGGAAGGCAGCAGGCAGAAAAAUUACAGACCGUUGCUGGAGCGUCCAUGCUGCGAGAGCCUGGAGUCCCGGAUAAACCACUUUGUUAAAAGAGGACGACUGGAGCGAGAGGAAGGGGAGAACGGGGAUGAAACGAUCCACAGAGGGAAAAAAUCCAAGCGCUCCCACGAUGCGUGUGCUCCGUCUGUUUCCUCUGAGAUUCCAAAACAAAGCCUCAGUACGAAAGGAGAGGAUUAACUUUUGAUUUUCCUGGACAUUAAACUGACUUAGAGGAUUUAAUUUUGUCACUUUUUGGAAAGCAAAGCAUUUUUUUUAUUUUGUUUCCUUUUCAGGAAACGCAUCAUUUCAUUUUUCCUUGUUUUAAUUUGUACAAG
Fundulus heteroclitus (mummichog) is the source of this 1691-nucleotide messenger RNA. It is a transcript of the gene pus3, whose product is annotated as pseudouridylate synthase 3. The record is from RefSeq and is a predicted model, not a curated record. Bases 43 to 1554 code for a protein of 503 amino acids. Gene Ontology annotation, biological process: tRNA pseudouridine synthesis; mRNA pseudouridine synthesis. Gene Ontology annotation, cellular component: cytoplasm; nucleus. Lineage: Eukaryota; Metazoa; Chordata; Actinopteri; Cyprinodontiformes; Fundulidae. The transcript has 7 exons. Gene Ontology annotation, molecular function: RNA binding; pseudouridine synthase activity.